GGUUCCUAUUCCGCAGGUGAAUUGCUCACCUGGAUGCAGCAGAGCAAUUUGGGCUAUCAGGUGCUACAGCAGGCCCUUAUCGACGAUCAUUUAGAUACGGAUGACAUGGAAGCCAUGUGUGUGACGCAAGUACGCGAUCUUCUACAGGCAGUGGAGUCCAAAAAUCUAUACUCCCUUAGAGUUCUGGAUUCGUGGGGAAAAUUUCCACAGGGAUUGCUUUAUGGCCAUUUCAUGGAUAUGGGAAACUACGAUUCUUGUCUCAGUCUCGAAAAUGGCAGCAGUAAAUACUGUCUGGCCAAUAUUCAGUUCGAAAGCUUACAGGCCAAUUCAAUAGUUGGUCUAACCCUAAGUAUUGGCACUUGUAUGCCAUCCACGUGCAGUGCGGAACAGCUUAAUCGCUGGUUAACCAACUAUCUGAAUGCUCUUUUCGCCGACAAUUCUGUGACGGACGGAACUCUGGUACAGGAAGGCAACUGUGCCUUGGCCCAAAAUGAUCCCAUGACCGGACUCGAUUGGUUUGCAGUUUGUCUAUUCGCCAUUUUGGGUGGAUUAGUUCUCCUGGCUACCGUUUUAGAUUAUGCCAAAGUCUCUAGCAAGCCUCUGAUGUGCUUUUCAUUGCGUCAGAAUGUCCCUCAACUGGUUAGGACAUCGACAACAAGUUCUCCGCACGUUAUUCCCUGUUUAAAUGGUAUUCGUUGUCUUACCAUAAUUUGGAUAAUCUACGGUCAUGGCUACAUGUACCUACUUUUGUCGCCCAGUGUAAAUGCUCUUGAAGUUUCUGCCUGGGCUGAAACGCCCUUCUCCAUGAUAUUGCAGAGCGGUACCAUUUCGGUAGAUACAUUCUUUCUCCUCAGUGGAAUGCUUUUGGUAAUGUCCACUUUGAGACACUUGGAGCGCAAUUCCGGUAGCCUUAAUAUCCCUUUGAUGUAUCUCCACCGUAUUGUUCGACUUACGCCCGUUUUAGCCGUGGCUGUGCUCUUCUUUAUGACUCUGUUUGUGCGCCUGGACAGUGGGCCACUUUGGCAACAGUUCACCAGUCAAUCUCAACUCUGCAGCGAGACGUGGUGGGCCACUCUUCUCUAUGUUCAGAACUAUGCGGCAGCUGGAAGAAUGUGCCUGGGACACUCUUGGUAUUUGGCUGUGGAUAUGCAAUUGUAUAUCCUUUCUCCAAUUUUUCUAAUUUCCCUCUAUAAAUGGGGCAAGAAAACGGUCGUUGCCAUCGUUGUGCUCAUUGUAUUGCUCAUGGGUUGUGUCUUUAGUAUUGUGAUGUUGAAUGAUCUGCAGGUUUUCAAUCGCGAUGGAAAUCUUGGAGAAGACAGUCCUGAGAUGCGUCUCAUUUACUAUACAACGAAUGCCCGGGCUAAUCCUUGGUUCAUCGGUCUCCUUUUUGGCUAUUUUCUACACUGCAAUCGCAAUCGCCGGCGUCUUCCCAGAUGGUUUACUCUCCUUCUCUGGCUGAUCUCUUUCGCUCUUCUGGCCACAGUCAUCUUUGCCAUGUAUCCCUAUACACAAGAGGGAUCAGAGAUUAUCACACCCUUGGCUGGAGCCUUUUAUUUGUGCUUUAGCCGAAUUGCCUGGUCCCUAGCCCUGUGCUGGCUUAUAUGGACUUGUCACACUGGCCAAGCCGGGAUCAUUAAUUCUCUGCUUAGUUGGUCCUUCUGGGAACCUCUUUCUCGGAUCUCCUACUGUCUUUACAUCUGGCAUCUGAUAGUGGAAACUGUACAUACGGCUCGCAUAAAGACAAGCGUUCAUUUCUCCAACUACGAUGCAAUUCUAAACUUUUGGUCGCACUUUGGCGUCACUCUGAUUGUAUCCGUAGUAAUGUAUUUAUGUAUUGAAGUUCCUUUGGUUAAGCUGGAGACGUAUUUGCUUAGCCACCGAAAAAAGGAGACUCCAAGGCCUCAAUCCGUACGCGAAGCCGUUGCCCCAAUUGGCGUUUCACAACAGAAUCUUGUGGAUGCCUAA
This is a messenger RNA of Drosophila willistoni, 1965 nucleotides long. RefSeq names its product nose resistant to fluoxetine protein 6. Gene Ontology annotation, molecular function: acyltransferase activity, transferring groups other than amino-acyl groups. Bases 34 to 1965 code for a protein of 643 amino acids. The transcript has 8 exons. Lineage: Eukaryota; Metazoa; Arthropoda; Insecta; Diptera; Drosophilidae. The record is from RefSeq and is a predicted model, not a curated record.